UGUCCAAUUUCAAAUAUUUCAGUUCUUUGACCAUAUUCAUUUUGUGUCACAAACCUAUACUCAAAUAUACGAUAACAAUCCAAAUUCAGAGCUGUUAUAAGCUUAUAAAUUUAGUGUCCAUACUUGCUCAACUGCUCAGGGUUCGACCUCUGCAGGAAAAUACGGUUUGCUGUGACUCUGACAUCUUCCUGCUUAAUGAGGCAUUGAUGCGCGUGAAUUAUAAUUUACAUUUAGAAUUUGAUGUGAUUGUUGACCUAUGUUUAACCUUAAUCUCUUUUCUGUAGACUCCAUGACUUUGUGUAUGUGAUUUAUUGCUUAUUUUAAUGUAAUUAUAUAAACCACAUACAUAUACAACACAUACAUAUACAAUAUAUGUAUGUUGUCGGAAAAUAUAAAAUUUAUUUGUACAUGUUGUAUGAGCUUUAGAAAAGAAGCACCGUUUUCACUGUAGAUAAUUCGCACUUACCCGCACAUUUGUUGUUCUCACAUAGAACAUGUGCAUAAAACAGUAGGAUACUACUCCCAUGGGAGGCCUGUACUAUAAAGGAAGAAGAAGAGAAACAGGACGAAAAGCGAGGCUCUGUUGCUUCAUAGCGAGAACAAAUAAUUAGACACUAUACGUAUAUUGUCUUUAUACUGAAAUCGAUAAAAAACAUAAAAAAAAAAUAAAAAACGUAACAAAUUUAUUGUUAAAAAAAAGUGUUUGGAAUUUCCCUCUUGGGGUACCAUUGUCUGGGUAUUUCCCUAUAAGCGUAGUAACUCAUAAAGUCCAGGCGAUAAGACAUUGACUUUUUUAGGAAUUAGAAAGAGAAAAUAAACUAAUUUAAUAAUAUUUAAUAAACAUGGUAUGUAAAUUACGAAUUUCAAGACAUAACAAGUUUAAAUUUACAAAAGUUUGACAAUUGUUACUAUCCUACCGUAGUCUAUAAUCGGUCAUAAUGUUGGUUCGUUCGGAUUUUGUUAUUGUACUUAUCACACGGGAAAACUCCGCAUUGACGUCACUACGCCAAUACCAGCGUACAAAAUUAGUGCAGAAUACAUUUUUUCUACACUUCUAAAUAAACAAACAUUUCUAAAGAUAUGUUUUCAUUGUUAUUCUAAAGCAUUGUACAAAAAUGCCAAUUUUCUAAUGGCCGUUUCAAACCUGACUUCCGAAUGCCUAAAAACAUUCCAGAACUUCAGAAAUCCCCUCUUCCGGCCUCCAUUGCUUUGUUUACAUUCCAUUUAGCGUCAUCAAUCUUAAUGGCAGACCAAACAGGCCAAGCAAAUCGUAUUUUUAAGAAUUUCAAAAUGGCAAGCACCUUACGUCUUACGCGAUUUUCCCGCGAAAAAAACCCAUCCAAAUUGAAAGAAAAACUUUGGGAAACAAACGAUAAUCAUGCCAUAUUUUUGUUCAGGAAUAUAGAGUAGGUUAAUAAAAAACAACAUACAUAUAUUUUUCAUAAAAAAAAAAAUUGGUUCAAUAUAAAGAGAUCGAUAUUCUGACCAUAAGUAAAUAUUCAUAUAAAAUUCCAUUGAUAUCGAAUUUCAUGGCUAAUAAUGAGGUUUCCUAUUGAAUAAACCCCCAAUUUAUUGCAAACUAUUUCAAAGCAAUAUCAUACAAACAAAUAAUAUAAUUGCCUUGUACUAAAAAAUCACCUAAUUGACAGUAGAGCAAUUUGAUUGGAUAUAACGAUUCAAUGUGUCACGUGGUUUUGAAGCCAUUAGAAUUUGAAUGUAAUCAAACCGGGUCAUCUGCUGCAGUAUGAAACAACAUCGUACAUUCAGUGACUGAGAAACAAUUAUGAGUAACCAAGCUUGACAAUACACAGUAAUAAAAAAACAAAGCUAAGUCUACAGAAAAAUUAAAUAAAAAAUGGCCUUAAGUGCACGACUUACCACCAUUGCGGGAUACACGUUGUCAUGGUUGUGACGUGACAUUGUUGAUGAAAUACAGUAGUUCCGGUAAGUAGGCGUGGCUAAUAGGUUAGUUGAGGUCAUUGACGUAUAAAUAUUAUAUUUUCCGACAAUGUACAUAUAUUGUGUUUAUCCUGAAAUUACUUGAAAAUUUACUUAUUAGAAUCUGAAUCAUUGUCUCUAAUUUCUCAAAGAAAUCGACCACUGGACGUUUAGCAACCAACGAUCAAUCAAAGAAAUCGACAUAGUUGAAACGCAGACCGCGUAGAGUACCCCAAAAUAAACUGGUUAGGAGACACAAAUAUUCAUAUUACCGCUUGCUCAACAUGGACGUGGGGUAACAGGAGACUUUAUUUUAACAAGAACGAAUAAAGGAAAAAUUUAUUUGUAUACCUAUUAUUUGUACAAUAGUUGGCUAAUUGCAGGAUAAAUCGAUAUAUAUAUAUACAGCUAUGUUAAAUGUGUUUUUUUUUAUUCAUCGAGAAUGUAAGAAGUGGACGAGAAGGAAAAGAUACAAAUAAAAUGUCUAACAACGAAAAUACACCUGAUUCCAUGAUCAUCUCCCUUGUUAAGACAACGGACAAGUCAAAGGAACACUUCAUCUCAAAUGCAGGCAAAAAUGACUAUGAAUGUAAAGUGUGUGGUAAACGUUGCAGUAACGGCACAAAUCUGAAGUCGCAUAUGAGAUCACACAUUGAUAAAAAGACUUUCAACAUAUUUAAAUGUGAUAUAUGUAAUAAGGGGCUGAGUACAAAUCAUGGUUUAAAAAUACACAUGAGAACACACACUGGUUAUACACCUUAUAAAUGUAAAGUUUGUGGUAAAGAGUGUAGUCAAAAUUUUAACUUAUUGCAACACAUGAAAUUGCAUACAGGUGAUAAACCAUAUCAAUGUGAUGUAUGUGGUAAAGAUUUUAGGCAGAAUCGUAAUUUACAAGCUCACAUGAGAACUCACACUGGAGAUAAACCUUAUAAAUGUGAUGUAUGUGAAAAAGUUUUUAUGCUUAUAAAUAAUUUACAGAGACACAUGAGAACACACACUGGUGAUAAACCUUAUGAGUGUGAUAUGUGUGGCAAAAAAUUUAGUCGGAUAGAUACCUUACAGGCACACAUAAAAAUACACACUGGAGAUACACCUUAUAAAUGUGAUGUAUGUGGAAGAGAAUUUAGUUUUGGACAGAGCAUGAGGGCCCAUAUGAGAACACACACCGGUGAUAAACCUUUUAAAUGUGAUGUAUGUGUUAAGGCGUUUAGGCAGAAUGGUACCUUACAGACCCAUAUGAGAACACAUACUGGAGAAAAACCUUAUAAAUGUGAUGUAUGUGCAAAAUUUUUUAUGCAUAUUUAUGGUAUACAGAAACACAUGACAAUACAUACUGGAGAUAAACAUACUGAAGAUAAUCCUUAUAAAUGUAGUUUAUGUGGAAGAGAAUUCAGUUCUGAACAGAACUUGAGGACCCAUAUGAGAACACACACUGGUGAUAAACCUUAUAAAUGUGAUGUAUGUGGUAAAGCAUUUAGUCAUAGUGGUAACUUACAGAGACACAUUACCGUACAUACUGGUGACAAAAAGUAUAAAUGUGACGAAUGCAGUAAAAGUUACCCUAAUAGUUAUAGCUUACGGAUACACAUGAGAAUACACAACGGUGAUAAACCUUAUAAAUGUGAUGUAUGUGGUAAAGGAUUUAGUCUUGGACACACCAUGAGGACCCAUAUGAGAAUACACACCGGUGAUAAACCUUUUAAAUGUGAUGUAUGUGGAAGAGGAUUUAGUCAGUUUAUGAAUUCACAGACACACAUAUGUAUUCAACCGCAUUAGGACAUGUUGAAUAUGAUGCAUGAAAAAAUGCUGAGAAAGAACUUAUGCCACAUUAAAGGAUAGAAGAUCAUGCUUCUGUGUAUUAAACGUGUACACUGAUAUCUAAAUUCACAUUUUUGUCGAAUCUGCAACUUCUGUCGCAGAAAGCUCGACAAAGGGAUAGUGAUCUGGCAUAGACGGCCACUGCGGCGUUAACAAACUUAUUAAAACAUAAUAAUUCAGAAGGUAGAAGACUUGGAUCCUUCAUACUUUGUAUAUAGAUGCCUAAUAUUAUGAAGUUUCCGUCAGAGCUGUUUUAAGCUUAAAUGUUGUGUAUAUACUUGCUCAACUGGCCAUUGUUCGACCCCUACAGGAAAAUCCGAUUUUCUGUAUCUUUUACAGCAUCUUGUCUAUUUUUGGUCGAUUGUUCUCUUUAUUUAUGAUAAUUAUGUUUUGUCUAUUUUGCUGUGUGUUUUUGGUCCAUUUCCUCUUUUCUAUAAACCCUGAUAACAUUAACAAUAUAUGUCUGAAUGACAUUAAGUUUCAUAUCGUUACAAGGAGUAAUUAUUCCUCUUCUAAGUACUUAAAUUAACUGUAUAACUUACAGGUGUCACACCAAAACACUUUAUGUAUUAAAUUAAUAUUUUAACAGUAUCAAGUUUACUGCACCAGAUACACAUUUCUGGCAUGGUUCAUCUGAACUUGAUCUCAAUUUCAUGAUUCAUUAGUCAAUGUUUAGUGUUCCUGGUUAAGUCUGUUUCCUAGAAACUAUAAUCAAUAGGUCAACUAUGUUUGGUGUAUUAAACGGUUGUAUUGAUGACAUGUGUUUCCCGUUUGGUUUAUCUGACCUUGACUCAUUUCCUGGAUCAUUUUAAGUUUAUGUGAUGCAUGUAUUAGAGCUUUGUAUUUAGGAUUAUCAAAAUAAAAUCAAUGGUCAAUAAAGAAGGUGAGACAUUUCAGCG
Molecule: messenger RNA, 4655 nt
Organism: Mytilus californianus (California mussel)
Lineage: Eukaryota; Metazoa; Mollusca; Bivalvia; Mytilida; Mytilidae
Product: zinc finger protein 664-like
Exons: 1
Coding region: 2356-3714 (452 amino acids)
Biological process (GO): regulation of transcription by RNA polymerase II
Cellular component (GO): nucleus
Molecular function (GO): DNA-binding transcription factor activity, RNA polymerase II-specific; RNA polymerase II transcription regulatory region sequence-specific DNA binding
Source: RefSeq, a predicted model, not a curated record